GUUGUGGAAAGACUCUGUGAAGACACAGAGCUCAGAGAAGACUUCCGAUUACUAGGAGGUGUGCCCCUGUUAUUAUCUCUACUUGGUAGGGACAGUGGAAGGAGCGAAGACAAGAUAUUGGCUCUCAAGUCAGUUGUUGCUUCUGCUGUCACUCAACUGGCUGUCAAUGAUACUAACUCCGCCCACUUCACCCAGGAGAAUGGAGUUUAUCUUCUGUCAAAGCUGGUCCUACCCAACAGAGAGGGAGACAGCUCACUGGUGGAAACACUUCAGAGAAACUCCUGGAGAGCUCUGCGGUAUCUCUACAGUUCAGAGAGGAACAGAAGAAGGUUUCAGAAAGUCUUUCCUCCAAAACUGUUUGAGCAGUUCAUAGACAUUGGCCACUAUGUCAGAGACAGUGGAGCUUACUCUCCUCUGCUCCAAUCAGUCAACUCAAUGUCUGAGGCAGAGUUGAGCGGUCUGCAAUCAGCCAUUGAAGAGACAAGUAUCAAUCGUUCUCCCAUCUUCACGGUGGGUGGGUACAGCGCACAUGAACUACUCGGCUCCGGGGCUUUUGGAAAUGUCUACAAAGUAAAAAAGUUGAAUUCCGAUCAUUUCCUUGCGAUGAAAGAGAUAAAGUCCAGCCUGCCCCUGAUAGCAGGGACCACGGCUACCGAAAAGUCAGCCAGUAUUGGGAAGAUUAUGAACGAAGUCAACAUCAGCAGGGAACAGCUUCACCAUCCCAACGUGGUGCUCUACCACAAGUGCUUCCAAGAGGGCGGCCAUCUUUACAUCGUCAUGGAGCUGAUUGAAGGGGCUCCACUCAGUGACAUCAUUACAUCACUCGCCGACAAGAGAGGAAGAUUUGAAGAAGAGAGAAUUUGGAGAAUUUUCACACAGUUGACUCUGGCUCUUCGCUACUUGCACAAGGAAAAGCACGUGAUCCAUCGCGACCUGAAGCCAUCUAACCUCAUGGUCGGAGAAAAAGACAAACUCACUAUCACUGAUUUUGGUCUGGCCAAGCAAAAGGAGAGCGAGUUUAGUGUAAUGCAAUCAACAGUUGGAACUCUUUCCUACUGGUGUCCAGAGUUGGUUAAAAACGAGCCCUAUACCGAGAAGGCGGACAUCUGGGCAGCGGGCUGCAUUCUGUACCAGAUGGCCACACUCCAGGUCCCAUUCCAUACCAACAACAUCCUCAUUCUCGCCAAGAAGAUUGCAGAGGUCAACUACCCACCAAUUCCUGAAGGACACUAUUCCGCACUUCUCUCGUCCAUUGUCAGCAGGUGUUUGACAGGGGAGGCGAGAGAGAGACCGGACAGUGUGGAGUUGGGUGCUCUGCUUGCCUCGCAGCUCAUGGCAAUGGCUGACAGACUGGCAGGAGUGGCAGACCAGCUGCAACUUAGGCUGGAGAGAGAGAGGCAGCGAACACUCAGGCAUCGACAGCGGUACCACCAUCUGAUGUCAUUGACCACACCUACCAAUCUCGAGGCCACACCUACCCCCAGAGUCGGCUCUGCUGGCCGCAGCAGCCAGAGAGGCUCCGAGACAUUCCUCCAUCACCCUCCCAUCGUCACAAGUCCCACCUCCUCACACUCUCCCUCUUCCACAAUCGUCACCAGGACCACACCCUCUUUCCCUCACAGGACACUGGAGCCACACCCACCUCCAGAGUCAGCUGGAAUGGAAUGGGGACAAAACUAUUCCCCUGUUCUAUUCCACAAGGAAGUCGGUGGAAUGGAAUCGAGACUGGAAUGGGAUGGAGACAGUGACAAUGUGUUUCCUGAUAAUCAGAUGACAUCAUCACCUGGCAACCUCACCGGUUUCCAUGGCGAUGCACCUUUAGAAGCAUCGCCAUUGGGAGUGAAAAGGGAAAGCCCCUACUCGUCGAAAGUGGCUCGUGGUCGUAGCUAUUCAGCUGUUGUCCCCGGACACGCCCAGCGACAUCAUAGUGGGCGUGGUCAUGGGAAUGUUCGGAGUCAGACAGCCAGCUGUGAAAGUGGGCGUGGUCUACCAGGAGUAGGCGUGGUCUUUCCUGGAAGUCCUCUAAGAUACAGAACAUCGUCCUCGUCUUCACUCCUCUCUCUCUCUUCUCGCCAGCUGAGAGAGAUCUCAGACCCAAUUACCCAACUGAUGGCCACUUUACAUCGCCUCCUCUCCCUCACCCUCUCCGCCGCUCCCUCGUUACAGCCUCAUUCCGCAAGGCUCCUGGUCCUAGACCGAUACCAGAGGUCUCUGUUCCAUUCCGACAUGUCCCCAGAACAGGUCAAAGGUGAACUGCACAGACUCAGCACCUGUUCUGCGGAGGGGGUGUGGCUUUUGGAAGAAGGGGCAUGGUCAGUUGGUCCACGACUACUGAGCAAAGCAUUUGGAGAAAUUCCAGGUAAUGCCGGUACUCUCAACCCUCUUGCUAAUUUCAGCUCGUUUGAACCUUGCACUCUGACCUACGACCUACUAGCUGCUAUGAUUGACAGUUUACAUGAUGAGAGAACACUGCGAUUGUCGCACCAUCUCACAUAAUGCAUAAUAUGUGACACUCUGUACACAUAAUAUGUGGUAUAAAUAGAUGUUUAUAACAAGUGACUGCGAGAUAAUUAUAAAAAUUGGUGGGUUGACCACAGUGGUCUAUUGAGAACUAUGGUGACCGUUGUUGCUAGGACCACAGCGGUCUAUUGAGAACUAUGGUGAUUGUUGUUGCUAGGACCACAGCGGUCUAUCUUUGAUACCGCACUUGUCCUCCAGGUAAUAAACGUACUCUGCUAGCUGCAUGCGGUCGGCUAGGCCUUCGUUACGAGAACUGAUACAGUUGAUGAACUGCUCGCGACUAAGUGAUAAACUGCACGUCUUUUCAUGGUAUCUGUGUCUCAGCGAUGGGUCGGGAGCCUUCAAAACCUCAAUUCCGGUUUUCAAAACCCGUUCGAACAGGUCGACGUCCUCCCCGCCCCAACCGGUUAUACCGGUAUCGAAUCCGCCACUGGCAAGGUAGUCUGAUUUGUACAUGCAGGCCAUUCCGUAAGAAUAACUGGCCCAGUGUCCAUGCUCUCUCUUGAUGCCCAGUUCUGCCGGUCUCCUCUUGAAUCUGUACACGUAAUCCAUGUCGUAGUACUUGAAGAAUUCCGGGUAGUACACACGAGAACCUUGAACCGUGUUCAGCCGGCAACGGUCAAGAAACGAGGCAUCGAAAGUCAUAUCGACGUCACAGAUGAAGGCUAGUUCAGAAUCUUCGAUGUGUGACAUCCCCGUGUCAAGUCCGACGCUGCGUGUGAACGAUCCCUCGCCAGUGACGACUGUGAAAUCGGCGUCAGGAUGACGCGCCUGAUACAGAGUUAUUGUGUGGUUCACUGACUCGACCUCUGACCCAAACACCACCAGAAUGAGUGCCGCAUUCUGGUUCUCAAGCAGAACCUGACGUUCGUAGUUCAGCAGAAACUCGUUGAAACGACUGCCAACUCUGCUAAUCGGGACGAUGAUAUUGACAGUCUUAGUCAGUACCCCUUCCCCGCUGUCCUCGUGCAGUACCAGACCCGGACCAUGCGGUCUCAGCACCCUCCACCUCCUCCUCUUCCUCCUCCUCUCCCUCUUCUCCUCCAAAAUAACGUCCAAGACAUACUCUCUCCCUCUAGUCCCACUGUAUCGCAAGUGGCAGCUUAUAAAACGCCACACAAUCCACUCAGUCGCCUCUCGUAAGUUGACCGUGGAUAUCACCUUAUUUAGAAUGAAGUUUAUUUCCUCUCGUAGCUCACCACCUGCUGCAUAAACUGGCACUAUUGUCGUGCUCUGGUACACGCCCCUGGGUGUCAUAUAAGACCACGCGACAACCUCGUAGCGGUUCAUCGCCUUGAAGAUUGGUGGCAUCUCGUCGAGGACGACGUCCGAUUCAACAGGCGUGGAUAAAGGCGUGCAGUUGUUGGAGGAACGCAUGCGGCAGUAGCGUGCGUCCGGUUCGGUCAGCGGGGCCGCAAACUCCGACGUAACCUGUUUGCAGAUCUGGUUAGACAGGUUUUGAGUCAAUGCCAGUCGCUGUGCCUGACUCUGAAGUGAUCGUGUCUGGACAAACUGGUGAAGAGCCAACAUGUGCUGAAAUUCGGUGACCGGGUACAGAGUUAAGAGGUUCUGGAAUUGACUGCUGUACCACAGUCUCUCGGGAGAUCGUGAGUAGCCAUCAGGAUCACUGACAAAAUAUGACUGGGCCUCGUGAGAAGAAGUACAUUGGAUCCCGACUCUCCGACUAAAGCAUCGUCCGAGUUCCACGUCACCUCGGCCCAGUUUCAGACCGUGACUAGUGUUGGUACUAGACCCAAA
Messenger RNA from Geodia barretti, 4278 nucleotides. Lineage: Eukaryota; Metazoa; Porifera; Demospongiae; Tetractinellida; Geodiidae. The record is from the annotation of a GenBank genome assembly.